UUGUAUAUUUUGCACUUAAACAAUGUCACAAGCAUGCAGCUCUGAUGAUGAAAGCGACUUCAAAGCCGUUAGCAAAGCGAAUCGGAGGAAAAUCACGAAAAAAGUAGCGAAGAUAAGCUAUGCUGACGGUGUAGCCGACGGACAGAAAAGGGUUUUCCAGCCUAGUUUUGACUUAGGAUAUAGGGAUGGGAUUAAAACUGGCAUAGGAUUAACCAAACAUCGUGCCUUUUUUGAUACAUUAGCAACGUCGCAAAUAAAAGAUGACGUAUUGAUUAAGGAGCGUGUAGUUUAUGAGGAACUACAAAUUGAUAAAGCCACUGCGGAGCACCAUCAGAAGCGCUUGGAGCUCCUAAAUGAAUCGCUUACUACAGUAUCCGAAAAACAAAAGGCUUAUGUCGAUGAAAUAUUGGGUGACUUUAGCCAGAAGUUGCCGACUGCAACAAAUUUAUUGAAAUUCCCACCAAAAUAAGUUAUCGGUAUUAACUUGGCUUUA
This is a messenger RNA of Drosophila busckii, 493 nucleotides long. RefSeq lists its product as uncharacterized. Bases 23 to 469 code for a protein of 148 amino acids. The transcript has 2 exons. Lineage: Eukaryota; Metazoa; Arthropoda; Insecta; Diptera; Drosophilidae. The record is from RefSeq and is a predicted model, not a curated record.